Molecule: messenger RNA, 1460 nt
Organism: Humulus lupulus (European hop)
Lineage: Eukaryota; Viridiplantae; Streptophyta; Magnoliopsida; Rosales; Cannabaceae
Exons: 12
Coding region: 80-1162 (360 amino acids)
Source: RefSeq, a predicted model, not a curated record
AAGCAUAUCCACUGUAAUCCUCGCAUGUACCAGUUGCAGUUGCAGUUGCAGGUGGCGUAAGAAGACGAAGAAGAAGACGAUGAGUGCUGCCAAAGUCGGCAUCGCUUCCCCGAUCAUAACCACCUCAGCGUUCUCCUUCGCCAAACACACCUAUUCUCAGCCAAACAGAAUUUGGCUUCAAUUUUCGGGCUCACCUAAGCAUAAAAGCCGUCUGAGGUUGGUGGAAUGCGCUCGUGCUUCUCUCUCAAGAACUGGGCAAGGUGCUUUUGAUCCAGAACUUCGGUUAGUGCUUGACCUUGCUACAGACUCUGAAUUAUAUGAGCUUGAGAAUAUCCUUUUUGGUCCAAGUUACUUUAGCCCUUUGCUCAAAUCGAUAACGAAGAGAACUGAUGUGGAUUACGCCAUGAUCGAAGAAGAUCUUCAAGAAAGAGAGCACUUCAUAGAAGCGCUUGAGUCUCGAUUCUUAUUCCUUGCAGCUGAUGCUCGCUCAACCUUAAGGGGUUGGAGGCCUUCGUAUAGGAAUGUUUUACUUGCUGUAAGAAAGGAGUUGAACAUUCGUUGCUCAAACAAAUUAUCAACUGAAGACCUCGAAGCAGAGAUCUUUCUUCAUUUGUUGCAUGAUUUCCCAAGUGAAGAGCUUGAAGCUUUUCCAGGCUUAUUAGAAUUCUCCAGAACAUCCAAUGCCGAAGGUGGUUUAGAACUUGGACUCAGUCGAUGGAAAGUACAGGCUCUUUCAGCUUUGAAAGAUGUCCGAUCAGUGGUUUUGAAGGGUGGUGGUAUAGUCACUUUGGCAAAGAUUCUUCAACUGUUAUCAAAGAGAUUAUCCGGAAAGGUGUUUGCAGAAGCUGCAAAUUAUCAGAUAAAAAGGGAAGUUAUUAAAAAGGGUGGGCAGCUAGCUGCAAUUAAUUUAGAGUCUCGAGCAGCAAUGCUUGCUGCAAAACAGGGUUUGGUCGGUGCUGCAUCAAGAUAUAUAGGUCUCAGAAGCAUGAUGACUUUACUCGGCCCAAUGCUUUGGGGAACAUUUCUGGCUGAUGUUGUCAUUCAAAUGCUAGGAACAGAUUAUGCUAGAAUCUUACGAGCAAUUUAUGCUUUUGCCCAGAUUCGUAUUACGCGCACAUACAAUUUUUCAUCUGGAUCUGAUGAAAAUAAUGAACAUUUUUAGCAUUUGGAAGACUUCAUGUUUGACAUAUUAACCGUAGAUCUAGAGCUUCUGUUGCUUCCGAGCAGCAUUAACAAUGAAGAUAUGUGGAUUUUUCUAUUCAGUGUCCCAAGCUUAGGUUUGUACUUUGUAGAUAUUCUUUGUGAGAAUUUCCACUGUAAAUAUUUAUCUCUUGGUUCUGUUUAACAUAUAAAUGUUUUGCUUUAGGUUCCUCUAUAUAUUUAAUUAGCUCGGGAAUUGUACUUGCAAAAUUGAAAAUCAGCGCCAUGUAUAUGUGAAAACAUUUAGAAAAGUUCAAUAA